Molecule: messenger RNA, 944 nt
Organism: Diospyros lotus (date-plum)
Lineage: Eukaryota; Viridiplantae; Streptophyta; Magnoliopsida; Ericales; Ebenaceae
Product: AT-hook motif nuclear-localized protein 19-like
Exons: 1
Coding region: 143-847 (234 amino acids)
Cellular component (GO): nucleus
Molecular function (GO): DNA-binding transcription factor activity; minor groove of adenine-thymine-rich DNA binding
Source: RefSeq, a predicted model, not a curated record
AUGCUGCUUUUCUUCACCAAGCCAGCUUCUUCUUCUCCUUCCAUUUGUUCUUGUUCCUCUCUCUUUCUCUCUCUCCUUCCAUUUGUUCUUGUUCCUCUCUCUCUCUCUCUCUCUCUCUGUGAUCAAUCUGCCGAGCUUCACCAUGGAUGAAUACUCCGGUCAGCUCCCUCUCCCCGAACCCGUGGAAUUCGCCCACACUUCGGAGGAGGAGGAGGAGCUGCAGCGUAGCCCCGCCACCGAGCCGCCAAGGCCAUCCAGGGCCACCGCUCCGAGGAAGCCUCGAGGCCGCCCACCGGGCUCUAAAAACAAGCCCAAACAGCCGGUGGUGCUCACUCAAGAGAACGACUCAGGCAUGAAGUCGGUGGUCCUGGAGAUCGCCGAGGGAAUGGACGUGAUCGACACGGUGGUGCAGUUCGCGCGCCGCCACCAACUCGGGGUCGCCAUUCUCGGCGCCCGCGGGUCCGUUUCCAACGUCGUGGUCCGCCUCCCGGCGGCGGUUAUGACGAUCCAGGGGACCCAUGAAAUCAUCUCCCUCACGGGCACUUUCAUGGCUUCUCUACCGGUAUCGUCUUCUGCUUCCUCACCGUCUCUAUCUCCUUUCGCUUUCGGUAUAGCUCUUGCCGGGCCAAAUGGCACCAUAUACGGGGGAGUGUUAUGCGGUCAGGUAAAGGCCGCCUCCACGGUGGUGCUGUUACUGGGCACUUUCCAAAUGCCAUUGUUUUACAAGUUCGAAGAGGCUAGGGUUGGACGCCGCGGCGGAGGCGGAGCCGGCGACGAGGGCUUCGUGAUUACGCAGGCAGCCCCUGUCACUGCCGUGUCAUGGGCUCCUACUGUUCGCCCAUUUUAGUGUCUUGGUUUCAAGGUUUUCUUGUUUUUGUUUUGUAGCUUCGUUUUCACAGUGCAUGUCAUUAGCUAAUCCCCCUUUUGUGGGAUCCCAUCAUUGU